Molecule: messenger RNA, 2777 nt
Organism: Anoplopoma fimbria (sablefish)
Lineage: Eukaryota; Metazoa; Chordata; Actinopteri; Perciformes; Anoplopomatidae
Product: clumping factor B-like
Exons: 8
Coding region: 278-1399 (373 amino acids)
Source: RefSeq, a predicted model, not a curated record
UUUUGCAAAAGAUGAUUUGGAAAAACGGUUAACACCUGAUAGAGGAACAGAAGGGCCAAAAGAGACUCAUGAUGAAGAGUCGAGGCCUCUUGUUCACCGAGCAUCAACUCUUCCCUCUACUCAGCGACUUCCCCAGUUGGACCAAGAUUGUACGGGCACACAAGAUGAGCAACCAAAAGAAGGGCAUGUCUCAAGUAUUAGAAAGAAGUUUGAGCCAAACCAUCAUAGACGGACUUUGCAGAGAGGUUCAGAAAAUAACACAGACGAGCAUAAGGAAAUGGUGUCUCCUCUGCGUAGUGAGUUCCCGUAUCAGAAUAAACACGCUAUUAACGACAAAGGUGAUGCGGAUGCAGACCAGCAAAGAGAGCCUACAGAAGUCCCACAGAGCGACCCCUCAGAUUCUGAGGAGAAAAAUGAUCCAGACCCUCCUAGUGUGAGGGACGACCUCAGUGAGGACACGGAGUCCAGUCCACAAGUCCCCAUCUCUUCUGAACAGCCAGGUUCAGAAAAUAACACAGACGAGCAUAAGGAAACGGCGUCUCCUCUGCGUACUGAGUUCCAAGAUCUGAAUAAACACGCUAUUAACGACAAAGGUGGUGCGGAUGCAGACCAGCACAGUGAGCCUGCAGGAGAAGAAGUCCCACAGAGCAACCCCUCAGACACUGAGAAGGAAAAUGGACCAGACCAUGCUGAUGUGUUGGACGACUCCAGUGAGGACGCGCAGUCUGGUCCGCAAGUCACCUUCUCUUCUGAAAAGCCAGGGUAUGUCUCAAGUAUUAGAAAGAAGUUUGAGCCAAACCAUCAUAGACGGACUUCGCAGAGAGAGCCAGAGAAGGAGGAGAAUGAGAGUAAGGAAGCUCAGUCUGCUCCUGCCGGUGCUGAAACUUCUCCUGCUGAUCAGCCACAUACAACCGAAAGCUCUCCGAAUAUGGCACCUAAAGAUACACCUGGUGAACACGAGGGAGUCGCCAACUCAGAUCAGGUCACUGGAGAAUCUGCAGAGAAAAAUGUCAGUAAAUCUGACUCAUCAGGACAAGGGGAAAGAAAUGAAUCAGACGACUCUAGCGAGGACAAACCCUCCGUUCCUGAUCAGAGAGGUUCAAAUCCAAUUUUACAGGACCUAGAAUUAGACUUUUCACAAGAAGAUAGAAACACAAGCAAAGACAACCAGCAAGAAGAUGAAAGUAAAACAGAUAGUGUAGGUAAACAUGAAGAAACAGAUAGUGAUCAGGAUAUGUAUUCAGACACCUCCAAGCAACCUCCGAGCCCCACACAAACAAAACCAGACAACAGGAACACCGAUACCUGUCAAGAGACACCAGACACUGAACAUGCACACCCAGAUGAAGAAGAAGAAAAGCACAAGACCUCCACUGACUCAAAUGAGACAGAGGGGUAGUCAGAUAAAGGCCAGGGAGAAGCUGUUGAAGAUCAAAAAGGAGGUCCAGUCAGGCCUUAACAGAGAGAAGCAAGGCAAUGAGAGCAGGAGAAAAGAAAGAUGAAGUUGUUGCGUAGGCCUUCAUGCAGCUUGGCAAACAGGGAGAGAUUUAAGAAGGAAGCAGAUAGUGAAAGUUAAGCUGUAAAUACAACACGGCAGGCAAAGAGAAUAAGAUCAAUACAAAGACGUAAAGGCAGAGUUAAAAAAGAAUGGAGGGAUUUCAAGGCAGUCAGAAAUGCAGACAAAUAUUAACUGCGGGGUUGUAGGAAGUGGUGUACAUUCAAUCAGAGCCACUGAGGAAAGAAGCAGACAAUUACACAGUGGAAAAGUUUGUAGGUUGAAAGCAGUAGAUUGUUCAUCUAUCUCUUUCUUUUUUUACAAGUGAUGCCAAAAUAACAAGAGAGAUAACAUCUUGCAACAGUCAGGUUGCAAGAUGUUGGUGAAGGGAGGUGAAGGGAACCAUAAGUUAAACUUGCACAGAAAAAGGAUGGUUUCUAACUUGCUCUUCUGAUAUUCUGGUGCUCUUACUUUUAACUUCUUAGCUUAUUUUAUUAUUAUUCGUAUGAUGUGUUUGAAUACCAGCUGCAAUGUAAACAUUUUUUUUUUUAAAUUGUUUGUCUUUUUUACUGAUACUAUGACGUAUUGACUAAUGAUGCUACAUGUAUGGGGUUUUCCUAUGAAUUAAGCUAUUAUAAAUAAGAAUGUAUAUGUUUAACUCUAAUCACUUUAACAGCACUAAUCUGGUAUAUUGUGACCUUAUUAUACAGAAGACUUUUGUGGUGAUCUUUCAAUUUAAUUAGAUUUAUUUGUGUUGCCGGGAAUUACAAAUCACAAUCUGUACAGCAUAUUGACGUCGUCUGUCCCAGGACCCUCGCUUCCUAACAGGAAAAACUCACCGGAUAGAAUUAUUGUAAACUGAAUUGGACGCCCUGUGACUGUGACGAGGUUAUAACAGCAGAUCUUUGCCUUUUUUUAAGAAGCGAAAUGCUUUAUUCAAGGUGUUGUAGGAGAAUAAAAUCAUCACGAGCAUCAAAUAUUCCCUGUGGGUUGAUAAAGGACUGUUGAAUGUAUGUGGUGCUGUACGCAUAUGACAAUAUACUAGGAAUCCACUUUUAAAUCUGAGAUCUAAAUGAUGGACCAUCGUGAAAUAUUUGUUCUUCAGUGUUUUUAAAAAUGUUUUAUGCACUCCUUUGAUUUUAUUGAGACCAGCUUGUUUAUGCCAAUUUAUUGCUGGAAUAAAAUAGUUUAUUUUCUUUUUUUACGACGAUGAAAGCUAAGAUUUCUCUGUUUUAAAAUAAAUAUUGUGGAAUGAUUGCUGAAAUUAUAAAAUAAAACAAAA